Messenger RNA from Mitosporidium daphniae, 1659 nucleotides. RefSeq lists its product as uncharacterized. The transcript is spliced from 4 exons. Gene Ontology annotation, molecular function: ATP binding; ATP hydrolysis activity; ATP-dependent protein folding chaperone. Gene Ontology annotation, cellular component: chaperonin-containing T-complex. Bases 1 to 1659 code for a protein of 552 amino acids. Gene Ontology annotation, biological process: protein folding. The record is from RefSeq and is a predicted model, not a curated record. Lineage: Eukaryota; Fungi; Microsporidia.
AUGUCUGCCAUUCAGUCUGUUAACCCCAAUGCAGAUGUCUUGAGGCAUGGACAAGCACUUUCUAUGAUGGUCAACUCUGCUUUAGGGCUGCAAACAGUGGUCAAGUCUAACCUGGGUCCAAAGGGUACCCUUAAAAUGCUCGUCUCUGGCGCCGGGGAUAUUAAAACUACCAAGGACGGCAAGGUGUUGUUAUCCGAAAUGAGCUUCCAAAACGCCACUGCUGCUAUGAUUGCUCGGGCAGCAACGGCCCAAGAUGACAUUACUGGCGAUGGCACAACAUCAAAUGUUCUGCUAAUCGGCGAACUGCUUAAACAGGCAUUCAGAUAUGUCUCGGAUGGCGUGCAUCCCCGUCCAAUUACGGAAGGAUUUGAGCUUGCUAGGCAAGAGGCUCUUCGUCUUUUAGAGCAAUUCAAAAUUACUCUCGAAAAUCCCUUGGAUAGAGCAACGCUGUUGGCUGUCGCAAAAACUGCGUUGAGCACAAAAUUGGCAAAAAAUCUCGCCGACUCGUUGGCACCUGCAAUCGUUGACUCCGUGCUGACAAUUGGAAGAUUUAACAACUCCAUUGACCUGCAUAUGGUCGAAAUCAUGAAGAUGUAUCACCAUUCCAUUUUCGAAUCAAAACUUGUUGUGGGACUUGUUCUGGACCAUGGAGCUCGCCACCCGGACAUGCCCAAACGGGUUAGCAAUGCGUUUAUUCUAACCUUGAAUGUGUCUCUCGAGUACGAAAAAAGUGAAGUCAAUUCCGGCUUUUUCUAUUCCUCCGCUGAACAGCGAGAUAAAUUAAUCGAGUCGGAGCGCAAGUUCAUCGAUAAUCGCCUGAAGAAGAUCGUCGAGUUCAAGGAGUCUGUAUGUAGUGAAGAAGCCGGCGAGAAGCGUGGAUUUGUGCUUGUUAGUCAAAAGGGAAUCGACCCCCUUUCGUUGGAUGUAUUAGCAAAACACGGAAUUUUGGCCCUAAGGAGAGCCAAACGUCGCAACAUGGAACGGUACUUUGAAGAAAUGCUAAUUUUGCAUAGAUUGACGCUACUUUGCGGUGGAUCUGCCUUGAAUUCGGUUGACGAUCUUACCCCAUCUGUGCUUGGAUAUGCUGGUAUUGUUUAUGAGCAGUCAGUUGGAGAAGAAAAAUUUACCUUCAUCGAACAGGUGGAAAAGCCAAAAUCAGUCACCAUCCUCAUUAAGGGGCCAAAUGCCCACUCGAUGGCUCAAGUUAAUGAUGCCAUUCGUGAUGGACUAAGGGCUGUUAAAAACACCAUUGAAGAUAGAUCUCUUCUUCCAGGUGCCGGUUGUAUCCAAGCAUUGUUACACGCCUCGUUAACCUCGCCCUCUUUUAAAGAUUCGAUUCUGGGAAAACCCAAAUUGGGUGUUCAAGCAUUUGCAGAUGCCCUUCUGAUCAUACCGAAAACCUUGUGUUUCAACGCCGGUCUUGACGCACAGGACGUUCUCGUAGCGCUUCAAGAUGAAAUUUCUGCCGGGAACAAGUCGGCCGGAAUUGAUCUUCAAUCUGGAUCCAUCCUCGAUCCCGCUCUGGAAGGCAUAUGGGAUAACUACAAAGUGCUUCGUCAUAUGAUAAGUUCAAGUGUCACCAUUGCUUCUAACUUGCUAUUGGUAGACGAAGUCAUUAGGGCUGGUCGCUCGUCUUUAAAAAACGAACCGUCCGAGUAG